AUGCGUAUCUGUGUUCUGCCUCUCGCUCCAUCCCGCCGCGGCUGGCGCGGUGCCGACGCGCUGCUAUUCCCACGGACGAGCCCCUCUCCGCCCUUGCCCGCACUGGCACCCGGGGCCUCCAGCCCCCACGGCCUCCAAGCAGGCUCCCCAGUACCCUCAAAAACCCGCCUGCCACCCCCGGCCCGGGCGCCCACGCUCGAGGGCGCCUACAAAAUGGCGGCGGGGGCCGCCGCAGCCAACCAUAGAGACACGCGCCUGGCGCUGAGAAGCUGCUCUCUCCUUUGUUUGCAGGGCAGCAGCUCUUCCCAGCUCCAGUCUUGGACUGUCCAACCCUCCUUCGAAGUGAUCUCGGCACAGCCACAGGUCUUUGUCCUUCAUCCACCUGUGCCAUCGCCGGUCAGCCCACGUCACGCAAACGAGAGAAAGUCAGACUCCAGAAACUAUUUACCCAUUCUGAAUUCUUACGCCAAAAUAGCCCCCCACCCAGGCAAAAGGAGCCUUUCCCUCAACUCAGAAGAAAGAGGAGCAAGUGGAAUGCUGAAGAAAAUCUGUACUGAGAGACCAGGGUCCAGCUUGCCUUCCAGGGAGCCAGGCAAAGCUGGCACUGGACUAUCCAAUCCCUCCACUCCAGCACCCCCCAGCACCAAACUCGCCGAGGACUCAGCUCCGCAAGGUGUGCCCUCCCUGGUGGCAGGUGGCAGUCCACAGACUCUUCAGCCAGUGUCCAGCAGUCAUGUGGCUAAAGCUCCCAGUCUGACCUUUGCAUCCCCGGCCAGCCCCAUCUGUGCUGCUGACAGUACUCUGCAUGGCUUAGAGAGCAGCUCUCCCCUCUCCCCACUGUCAGCAAAUUACAGCUCACCCUUGUGGGCUGCCGAGCACCUCUGCCGCAGCCCAGAGGUCUUCCCGGAGCAGCAGCAGAACAAACACAGGCGCUUUCACAACACCCUUGUAGUCCUGCACAAGUCUGGCCUUCUGGAGAUCACUUUGAAAACGAAAGAAUUGAUUCGUCAGAAUCAGGCAACUCAGGUGGAGCUAGACCAGCUGAAGGAACAAACCCAGCUUUUUCUAGAGGCCACCAAGAGCAGGGCUCCUCAGGCCUGGGCUAAGCUGCAGGCAUCUCUAACAUCUGGAUCCAGUCAUCUAGGCAGUGACCUAGAUGCAUUCUCCGAUCACCCCGACAUAUAGCACAGGGGCUUAUGUUCCUGUUAUCUGAGUGGUUCUUUUCAUUCUUGCUGUUACUCACACAUGUUUCCCAUACAUUAGAGCAUUUCCUUCUAAACUCACUCAUGAAACCACAUGCCAGCCCCUGGCUGAUGUCUUAACCUGUAGUCCAUGCGUGGGCCAUGCAUGUCUUCGUUCCACUGAGGAUGUCUGGUUCCCAGUGUCCUUGAGUCUUUUCCUUAGCUGGCAGACACUUAGCUGCAUCAUAGGGCAAAGGAGGAGAGAUGACUGUGGGGU
Molecule: messenger RNA, 1458 nt
Organism: Dipodomys ordii (Ord's kangaroo rat)
Lineage: Eukaryota; Metazoa; Chordata; Mammalia; Rodentia; Heteromyidae
Gene: Cipc
Product: CLOCK-interacting pacemaker
Exons: 3
Coding region: 1-1185 (394 amino acids)
Biological process (GO): negative regulation of circadian rhythm; negative regulation of DNA-templated transcription
Cellular component (GO): nucleus
Source: RefSeq, a predicted model, not a curated record